This is a messenger RNA of Anarrhichthys ocellatus (wolf-eel), 9774 nucleotides long. RefSeq names its product WNK lysine deficient protein kinase 2 (gene wnk2). NCBI's taxonomy places the organism in Eukaryota, Metazoa, Chordata, Actinopteri, Perciformes, Anarhichadidae. Gene Ontology annotation, molecular function: protein serine/threonine kinase activity; ATP binding. The transcript is spliced from 28 exons. The coding region runs from base 900 to 7724 and encodes 2274 amino acids. The record is from RefSeq and is a predicted model, not a curated record. Gene Ontology annotation, biological process: protein phosphorylation.
UGUGUGGUCACGGGAGGCUUAGGGCUCCGCCUAUAAACGUGCCGAGUUAUUAGAUACGUGUUGUUGCUAGGGGCGUGGGUUAUGCCGUGAAAUAUUCUAGUUUUCCCAAAAACUGAAAGAGAUGAAAUAUAGGAAGAUACUAGUGGUAUCAGCUGGACGGCAGAUGCGCUGAGAGCUGCCUGAUUCAACCUGAGGGAAACUGUGCCGCAGUGAGCAUUAUCUGAUGAAGAGUCUCCAUCCUGCACUCUCCAGGACAACCAGCGGAAAAACAGUACGCGAGGAUAGUUAAAUGAACAAUGCAGAGAAGCUGAGGUGCCACUUCUCUGGACUUAUUUCGAUUUUCACCCGGAACACCUGCUAUUUAUUUGCACAAAACAGAGCCCGGGAGGAUGGGUCUGUACAGGGGAUGACAGCUGCGCACGUGAUCGUCCCGUGUUUUUGGAUUAGUAAAAUGCACAUCCUCAACAUCCUGGCCUGUCCACUGUAGGCCAGCAAUUUGUCUGCGGAACAACAUCACAUCUUUUAUAGUUUGCGCUGGAGCGGGGGACCUUAUGCAACGUGGAGGGAACCGAUUUCGCAAGCUCAUAGGGUGAACUGGCAAUGACAUCAGGCUUAACGUGAACGGCUAUAUGUGCUGUAUUGCAGCAAGGUGGACCGGGGCGUGAGGUGGCACGGAGCACUGCGCGCAUCUUCCGAGCCGGACAUUUGUGUGUGGGGGUGUUCUGUGUCCUAAACAAAUUCAAGGAAUAAAGCGGCCAUACAUCCUGAGCUGGCGAACUGCGUCACUGCGUGCGAGUGUUGCAGGUAUAGGCAGCAAACUCUCCCACCACCAGGAGAGGAGCAUGCUCAUCAUCCUCCCAGCACAAUGUCGCCGGUAAGUGCUUAACAAUCUACCAGGGAUGGAUUCGGCGGAUCCGCCACUGGGAUCCACAUAUUCCUCAGCACCCAAUUUAGACUCGGACAUUAAUGCAAAUGCGCGUGGGCAUAUUUAUCAGAAUGGGACGGACCACAAUGUCAGCAUCCAAAUCGAAGCCCUGCGAGGCGCAAGUGACCCCAGCGCAUACCCCUCCACAGACUACCGGGCGCUGGUCCGACAAAGGUUCAUUCGGCGGAGUUUGUGGGUGUCAGACUCCGAAGACACCAGCCAGCAGCCAGUGGACACGCCGGAGUGUGUCAACAGCAGCCCGGUGCCCCUCAUUGACCUGCGGACAAUCGUUGAUCGGAGUCGUACAAGGGUUCUGCAUGGAACCUGCCUGGGCCUCCAGGAGACUUCAAGCCCGGAGAGCCAGGUGGGGCUGAAGGACAGCGCCACAGAGAGCGUGAGCGCCACAGAGAAGAAGAGGGACAGUAGGAAGGCCGAGCCAAAGGUAGAGGUUGCGCCCUCGGAUGUCACAGGUAAAGCAGGAAGUGACGAGAACGAAGAGGAGCCCGGGAUGAAGGCUGUGUCCACGUCACCUGGGGGUCGCUUCCUCAAGUUUGACAUUGAGCUGGGGAGGGGGUCUUUCAAGACCGUCUAUAAGGGUCUUGACACCGACACCUGGGUCGAAGUGGCAUGGUGUGAACUUCAGGACCGGAAACUAUCCAAAGCUGAGAGACAGAGGUUCAAAGAGGAGGCAGAGAUGUUAAAGGCUCUCCAGCAUCCCAACAUCGUGCGAUUUUAUGACUUCUGGGAAUCACAGGUUAAAGGGAAGAAGUGCAUCGUUCUGGUAACAGAGCUGAUGACCUCAGGGACACUUAAAACGUAUCUGAAGCGUUUUAAGGUGAUGAAGCCUAAAGUUCUUAGGAGCUGGUGCAGGCAGAUUCUCAAAGGCCUCCACUUCCUCCACACAAGGACUCCUCCAAUCAUCCACAGAGACCUCAAGUGUGACAACAUCUUCAUCACUGGUCCCACAGGCUCUGUCAAAAUAGGAGACCUGGGCCUGGCAACACUGAAGAGGGCCUCCUUUGCUAAAAGUGUCAUUGGCACUCCAGAGUUCAUGGCCCCAGAGAUGUAUGAGGAGCACUAUGACGAGGCUGUGGAUGUCUACGCCUUUGGGAUGUGCAUGCUGGAGAUGGCCACCUCAGAAUAUCCCUACUCUGAGUGUCAAAAUGCUGCUCAGAUCUACCGCAAAGUCACCAGUGGGGUGAAACCUGCCAGCUACAGCAAAGUCAGUGACCCAGAAAUUAAAGAAAUAAUCGGGGAAUGUAUCUGCCACAGAAAGGAAGAAAGGUACUCCAUCAAGGACCUCCUGAAUCAUGCCUUCUUUGCAGAGGAUACAGGCGUGAGGGUGGAGCUCAAUGAAGACGAUGAUGGGAAGAAAUCCUCCAUUGCCCUGAAGCUGUGGGUUGAGGAUCCUAAAAAGCUGAAGGGGAAGUAUAAGGACACUGGUGCCAUUGAGUUUUCCUUUGACUUGAUAAACGAAGUCCCGGAGGUUGUUGCCCAAGAAAUGGUGGAAUCAGGGUUUUUCCUGGACUGUGAUGUGAAGAUAGUUGGGAAGUCCAUCCGCGACCGCGUGGCUCUCAUCAAAUGGAGGAGGGAGCGUACCGUCUCGUCAGGAAAUGGCGAAGCAGCUGUGAAGAAGGCGCAGCCGAACCUACUGCAGGUGCCCGGUACCGUCGUACCACAGGCACCCGCAUUAGCUACGAAAGAUUAUGUGGACCAAGAGGUGGAGCAGCAGACCCUGAUCUGCACCGUGCCAGCCGCCACAUCUGUCACAUCUGACAGCAGAGUGAGCUCUACCAUGCAUUUAGAUGAUCUCAACAAACAGCAAGAUGGCCCCUACCAGUCGCUUCCAGAGCCCAUUUCCACAACUCAGAAGAUCUACAGUCCUCCUGCACAGGUAGAGCCUCAGCUGCAGCAGGGAACCUACCAGCAACCCGCAGCACAGGCCUCUCAUGAAAACUACACACAGACAUCCACUCAAUUACACCAUGGAGCCUACCAGCAGCUGCAUCCUGGGGCCUAUCGUCAACCUGCAGCACAACUGCAGCAGGGGCCUUAUCAGUCUCAAACAACAGUUUCUGCUCCAGCUACACCAGCUCCUAUUGUGCACCAGAGUAGACAGACAGCACAGAGCUUCCCCGCUGCAGACCCCGCUCUACAGCCACAACAUACUGCUCAACCCAGCCAGGAGCAGUGCCAUCUCCAACCAGCUGCUGUGCUGCCCCAGUUUCCCUCACCAUAUCCUGUCGUUCAAAUAGGGGGCCUCAGGCCCACUUCCUUCCCCCCAGCUCCUCUGCCAUGUGCCUACAGCAGCAGUCGCCCUCUUAUGUCUAGCUCCCACUACUCACCAUCACCCCACUAUCCCUCCUUCCCUCUGACCCCUCACACUACCCGGCCAUUUAUACCUACUCUCGGCAGCCCUCAGACCCCUCUGUCCACACCUCAAUACCUGCCCAAUGUGGCACUAUCUAUUCCACCUCUUGCCAUGGCCAUGUCCCCUGCAGUGCCCCAGCAGCAGGGCGGCCCUCUCACAUCUCAGACAAACAUUGGUAGCUUCCAUACCACCCAUCCCUUACAUCUCUCUCAGGUACAACCCACCCCAUACCCCACCCCCUACCCUGAGCAGGAAUUGGCUCAGCCGCCUGUCCAGGUACAGAUGAUUACACCACAGGGUCAUUUGGGAGAAUUUCACCUUUUGGCUUCGGUCCACGCUGCCUUGCCUGCUGUUCAGACUCCUCUCUGGGGAAGCGGAGUAAUCCCUGCAGCAGACCGAGACUUAACUGUAGCUCCUACAGUUCCAGCUCCAGCCUCAAUCUUAGCUACAGCUCAAGCUGAAACUCAAGCCCCAGGACAAACUCCAGCUCUGGUCCCAGCACAAAACCAACCACUCAUGCCUCAGACUCCAGCUUUGACCGCUGUUAAUGCCCCGACUUCAGUCCCAAUACAAGUUCCAACAGCAGUUCAAACCUUAGCCUCUGCUCCAGUUCAAGCACCGGUCUCUGCAUCGGGUCUCAUUUUUGAAUCACCAAAAGGAUCAUCUACAAGCUCAGAUACAUCUUAUGCACUUGGGAAACCCAAACUCUCCGUCUUAAGUUUAGGCUCUGCCCCAAUUCCUGUCACACUGCCAGACACAGCUCCUGUCGCAGCUUCGGUCCAGGCCGCAUUUCUGCAGCCUGCUGGCAUCCAGACAGCAGUGUAUGAGUGCGCCAUUCAGGCCGCAACUCAGCAAAACUUCUUCGAUUCUACAUCUUCCUCUUGCACCCUUCAACAAGAGCCCUGUGUAGAGGAUGUGCUUCAAGACAAAUCCGGAUCUUUACCGAGUUAUGCUUAUGACAGUCUCAACUCUGACGUGGCCUCUGGUAAGGAAACAAGUGACGGCUAUGACAGCUUGGCUAGUGGAGGGAAGGGGGACGGAAAACCCAGGAAACAUCACCGCAAGUCUGCUCGCACACGCUCCCGUCAAGAAAGGACCAGCAAGCCCAAACUGAGCAUGCUCAAUGUUUGCAACACUGGUGAUAAAAUGGUCGAAUGCCAGCUGGAGACUCACAACCACAAAAUGGUGACAUUUAAAUUUGAUCUGGAUGGAGAUGCUCCAGAGGAAAUUGCCACUUACAUGGUAGAGAAUGGGUUCAUCCUACUGUUAGAGAAGGAGAUCUUCAUUGACCAGCUAAAGGACCUUGUGGACAAAGCUGAAGACAUGCUGAAUGAAGACAUGGAGGGUGAAAGGGCCUCCGCCUUGAGUUGUAGUCCUGAGCAAGGCCAGAUUACUGAGGGGCUGUUGGGAGAGAGUCAGCAGCCUGGAGCGCCUCAGCCUGUCUAUCAGCAGAAUGUUCUUCAUACAGGAAAGAGAUGGUUCAUUAUCUGCCCCGUUGAGGAGACGGCCACAUCCAGCCAGGAGACCCCGACUGACGGCACAGCUACACAGUCUCUUGGGAGUUCAGCCACCACCCAGCCUGCUGACAGUGGCACUAUAAGGCCGUCUGCAUCCAGAGAAGGGUCGUCCUCCACAAUGUCUGGUGGCAGUGGUGGCUUCAACUAUGAUGUGUAUGGAUUCUGUAGCCCUCCGAUAAUGUCCAACACAGACCCUCUCCUCUUAGCUACCCUGUCCCCCCCUGUGUCUGCUCCCCCGACCCUUCAGUCAGGGACAUCGGUGGAGCCUGCGAGCGGCUCGGUGCAGCCCAGUGUUCAUCAGGCCCAGCCACCCAGAGCUCAAACUUUGCCCCCGUCGUCCCCACAUACGUCGUUACCUGUGGAUGAAUCACGAGGAUCCCCUUUGGGCUCCAUCUCCCCGAUCCAUGCGGCUCAGCAGAUGCCCGACUUGACGUGUCCUGUUUCUAUGGCUGACGAGGUGCCCUGCUGCCCCCUGGUCAUGCCCCUGUCUCUGGAUGUGAGCGGUUUACAUGGGGGGUCUCCUCUCACUCCUCUUCCACUCCAGGAGCCAGGUUCAGCCAAAGAGCCGCUGUCUGUCUCUUAUGCCUCUGUAGCUCGCAGCGAGCGCCCACAGCAGCCCGUGGUGCUGCACCAGCCUUUUUCCAGCGUGGGGGGGACCAAAGUGUCCUCAGUACCCCAGAGCCCAGCGCCCUCCCAGCACGGCGCAGGGCCCGGUGAGUCAGACGGCGAAGGACGUCUGGGCCGCGGGGGCUUUGUGGACAGCACCAUAAAAACUUUGGAUGAGAAACUAAGGAACUUGCUCUACCAGGAAUAUGCUCCCAUGUAUCCAUCAGGCAGCACUGCAGAGACACCGGGCUCCGGCACCGAGUACAUCCAGUCCCCUCCUGGUCCAGAGAGCGCCACAGGAGGGUCAGGAAACAGCACGCCAGGGCCGAUGGGGGAGGGACGCUACAGGGUGGGAGAACAGCUGCCUCAAAUUCCAGAGAGAAUGGACAGUUUGAGCACACUGAGUGACUCAGCUGUGUGUGCUUCCAUGUCAAGAAGACACGUUCCUCACUCUGCUUCCUGCUCUGGAACAAGAGGCCGAUUUAAGAUAAUCUCUGUUCCUCCUGAAGUGGCUAACAGACGAGAUGUGAAGCUGAGAAGCUGGAGCACUGCUGCCUCACCGGCACACCCUGUAGGAUACAGUGAGGAACACAUCCAGGCUGAGGCCAUGAGUGCAUCCACCACGAUUGGUCGUUUCUCUGUGGUCAGCACUGAAGAUGACAUUACACAGAGGACACGGUGCAGCCGCUACUCUGCCCCGCCUGAUUUCUACCUGGACACACCUCCGUCCAUGGCCAAGCAGGACUCCCUGCCUCGCGCCCUGACCUCGAACUCUGUCGCUGUGGAUGUCACGGUCCAUGCUCGUUUCCUCUCCUCAGACUCCGGGGCUGACAGCAGCCCUGCAAAGCUGGCUCCUGCCACCCCGUCUCAACAUACUCGCUCUGAGCGCAGAGGAAGUGACCUCAUGAAGAGGGCAGUGGCCUUCCUCCGUCGCUCAGGGCGCAGCAGCAGUGUGCAGAGCUCUGACUCACCAAGUAGGCAUGGAGGCGUGCCCGGCUCGGCCUAUGCCAGCAGCGAUAAUGACUCAGAGAUGGAGGACUCGGACAUGAAGAGGGACCUACAGAGACUCAGGGAGAAACAUCUGAGGGAGAUCUCUGAGCUGCAGGCCCAUCAGCGGGGGGAAGUGGAGCUGCUGUAUCGCCGGCUUGGCAAAGCCCCUCCUACUGGCCUGGGUCUCUCACACGUUGCACCACAAGCCGGUCGAAGGAAGAGGUCCAGCAAGCACAGACUGAAGCCUGGCAAACUUCUCAGCCCUCUGGUUCAGCAAUUUAGAAAUGUCACAACCAAAUCUAGUGACUCCAGCAAAUCCAGUGCUGCUACGGGUACAGGUGAGCCCACAGUGAGUUUAAACGGCUCUCCAGCCAAAGGGUCUAUCCCCACUCACGGCAGGGCACGUUCAUGCACCAGCCACCUUCCCAGCUCAACCUCAGAGCCCGUUCAGACUCAGCAGCCCUGUUCCCUCAAGGGAUCUUUGUCUUCCGAUAAUAUUUACGCUGGACUACAUGGAGACGGCACCGGCACACAAGCUCCACCUGGACAAGGCUGGUCUAAUUACCCUCAAACAUCUGAGAGAGUGACCUAUAAAUCCAGUAGCAAGCCACGAGCUAGAUUUCUCAGUGGGCCUGUGUCUUUGUCUAUCUGGUCAACACUGAAGCGUCUUUGUCUUGGUAAAGAACGUGGCAACAGGUCUGCAGCCGGGCCAGGGGCUUUCAAUCAAUCACAGCAGCCGCCUGCAGGUGCCACGCCUCCUUCUCAUCAGCCAGUGAUGGGACUGGCCCAAGCUCAGGCCAAUAACAGCAACAACAAGACCGGCACAUACACUGGCUCAUCCAUGAGCGCCAGUGAAAACAACCUGCCUGAAGACUUGCAGCGGCUGAUGGAGGACUGGGCCCAGGAGGUUCUUAUCGUCACCCGCAGGCCGCGCACUAACUCUCUGAGCAUCAGUGGGCAGCAGCUUUGGAAUCAGGUUGUGCCUCGAGCACGUGGACACCUGGCUAGUGCUUCAGAUGUAUCAUGGACAGCUCCAGGUUCAGAGGCCUGCAGUCUUCCCCUGUCAUGGCCUGAUGGCCCCCCAGGGUCAACAAUGAUGACCAGCCCCUCCACAGGGCCCCAUCCCAGCUAUCAGCCACACCCUCCUGCUCCAUUCAGGGCCUUGUCCUUGCCUCUCUCUAAUAGCCAGUGGCCUGGGUUGCUCUUUCAACUUCCUUCAGGAGUCUUUGCCUUUCCUGCCUUGCCCUCGGCCCAGGACGCCCCCAGCCCCAUUCUAUCAUAUCAGCCACCCAACCCCAAAGCCAGGACUCUCUAACCUGAGUAGCAUUGUGUCUUCCAACUCCGUUACCAAAAAGAAAUGUCAUCAUAGGUCCAGUCCAUUGUGUGUGAAUAUACUGUAUAGAUUUAACCAGCAUGUAUCUAAUCAUAUGUACAUACUCUAUUCGUUUUUUAUGCGUUUUAUGCUAUUUGUUUAAUUUGCAUAAACAUACCUCAUGUCCAUAUUACGGUACAUAAUCCUUGAGUGCAGUGUAAAUGUAUUAGUACAUUAAAAUACGUAUAAUUAGCCCAAUCAGGCUUAGAAGAGCAGAUUUUUGUUAUUGCUUAGAAAUGUACCAUUCCACUCAUUGAAUGUUCAUAAUGUAGUGUUCAUUCAUGGUACAUUGCCGUGUGUAUAUAUAUUAAUUCCUGUUUGUCUGUACAUAGCUCCAGUGUUUGUACAGGUAACAUUAGAUAAUCCAUUGGUCGGUGCUGCAGAUAGGUGUCCUAACGCGACACCUUAUUAGCCACCAUCAUGCCGUCACUGUGAACACUUGACAUCCUGGUCACUAGGACCAGUCGCUUUACUCUGCUCCCUCAGUCCAAGGAUAGGUUUCAUUCGUCAUCGAUGAAAUGCUUCCAGCACAAGCGCUUAAAAUAUCCUGAAGAGAUUUGAAUGAACUUGAAUUUUGUCUUCAGGUGAAAAAACACCUGUGAGAGUGCCUUGAAUUGCAGUUUCAGUUUUAUGAAGAAAAGCAUUUAGAUUCCCAGCAGACUCUAGAUAUUCUAUAUAUAUAUAUAUAUAUGCUUUCACCUCCAAAGGUAAAUUAUGUGAUUUGAAUAAUGAAUGUUGAUUGACACAUAUUUACUUUAGCAACCAAACACAACUAAACCCUAUAAUCUGGUUAUGUUGCAGUUAAUGAAAUAUCACAGAUUGUAAAACAAAAUCUUGUUCACUGGAGUCAUUUUCCUGUUCUCUGCUACCUGCACCACCGCCUGCAUGAAUACAUUGAUAUUCUGUGUGUGUGCACAGGUUGGAGUGGUGAGUUACAGGAAGAAUGUUGUUAAGAUAAAUUGACAUUAAGACUAUACGACCAGGAGGGCUGAAGGACCCGACAUAUGAGUCAGAAUCAUGAUCAUACCAGACCUCUACUAAUGCAGUCUGUAGCUUAACAUAUGGUUGCCUUUGUGGUUUUUACGAGAUAACUGGCAGUUUGAUAAAUGUUGAUGAUAUGGUGACAUUAGAGGCACAUGAAGAAUGAGAAUUAUUGAGAAGCCUGUUUGACAUGUUAUUUGUAUAAUGCAUAGGUUUUCUAAAUCAUGUUUAUUCAAUGCUGGCCUCACAAGAUCAUCUGGCUCAUACAGUUAAUUGUAUGUACUAUGGCUGACUUAAUUCAAAGAUCUCCAACAAAUAUUACGCUAUCACGCUAUCAGUUAUUUCAAUAGUGCUGCCUCAAAAACUACACUUUCAACACUUACUUCUCUUGUAGAACUUUACUUAGCAGAUUUCCCUCUUAAAAAUAGUUUGUUGAAUGCACCAAUAUGAUGAUGCAUCCUGGUAAAACAAAGUAGUGGCAAAAAAAAUCCAUGCAGUAAAGAAGUAUGUUGGGUGUAAUGAUCCAGACCCAGUAUGGGUCAAGCUCCAGAAAUGCUGUAACCUAAAUUUCACAUAAUGCAGCUCAAUAUCAUCUUUGACCUCAUCAUUAUUUUUCUAAUUUUCAGAACCACAUUAUACAACAGUGGAAGUAAUAAUAAGUAAACUGGACUUUAUGUAUACAAUUGGUGGAGUGCCGCUUCAAAAACCUUCCAUGUUAGCACAGCGUCACAAUAUUUUGUUUUAAAUGCAAAAUUUCUUCCAUGAUGAAAUAUAGAUUGUUUUUCUUUUUCCUGAGAACAUCUCCGAUGCAGCUAUUUUCGUUGUGCUUUACACAGUAAAUCCUGUAUUUGAUCUCUUUAAUGCUUGCAAUGAAAGCAAGGUGUAUGGUUCCUUUUGCCUGCUGUAUCACCUGUUUUCCCUGUCAAUUCCUGACCUCGUCAGAUCGGUACAUUUCACAAAAGCUGUACAUACUUGAAGAUAGAAAUAAUAAAUUCAUUUUUGCUUGACACCA